AUGUACGCCUCGCCGCUCCGCUCUCGCGCCCGACUCCGCCCCGGCGUAUACGCAGCGAUGACAGGGAACGUUUGUCGCGUCCCCGUCCCGAGCGAGCGCGGUCCGGCCCGCGCGGGCCGGCCGGGCCGACCCGCGCGGGUCGGCCCGGCCGGCCCGCGCGCGCCCGGGCCGGCCGGCGAGCGCGGCUCGUUAGUCGCAUUGCUCAAGCUCGCGCACGCCGCGCGCCCGCCGCCGGCGCGAGGGCCGCGGGGCGCCGCCCGCUCCCCGCAACCCCCGGCCCGCCCGCCCCGCGCGCCCUCCGUCCUCGCCGUAGUGGGCGAACACUAUCGUAGAGAAAGUCGCGUCACCGCGUCGACCGGCAGGCCCGCGCCCGGAGCCGGGCCGGGCCGGACCGAGCCGGACCGGGCCGGGCCGGGCCGGGCCGCCCCGCGCAUUGUCUGCAUCGCUGGACGUCUCCUCCCGUGCUGUGUGAACCGGUCGGACGCCGUGCCGGGCGGCCGACGUGCCGUGCCGACCGGUCGGACGCCGUACCGUGCCGACCGGUCGGAUGCCGUGCCGGGCGACCGGGACGCCGUGCCGGCCGCCCUGGACGGCGUGCAGUUCGGCCGGGGCGCCGCGCCGGCGGCCGAGGGCGCUCACUCACUAAACCGCUGA
This is a messenger RNA of Maniola jurtina (meadow brown), 654 nucleotides long. RefSeq names its product collagen alpha-1(I) chain-like. The transcript is spliced from 5 exons. The record is from RefSeq and is a predicted model, not a curated record. Bases 1 to 654 code for a protein of 217 amino acids. Lineage: Eukaryota; Metazoa; Arthropoda; Insecta; Lepidoptera; Nymphalidae.